Messenger RNA from Tremella mesenterica DSM 1558, 2523 nucleotides. RefSeq lists its product as uncharacterized. The record is from RefSeq and is a predicted model, not a curated record. The coding region runs from base 1 to 2523 and encodes 840 amino acids. Gene Ontology annotation, molecular function: ATP binding; hydrolase activity, acting on acid anhydrides, in phosphorus-containing anhydrides; DNA helicase activity. Gene Ontology annotation, biological process: nucleobase-containing compound metabolic process; establishment of sister chromatid cohesion. The transcript is spliced from 15 exons. Gene Ontology annotation, cellular component: nucleus. NCBI's taxonomy places the organism in Eukaryota, Fungi, Basidiomycota, Tremellomycetes, Tremellales, Tremellaceae.
AUGUCAUCACAGCCUGACACUAGCUCUCUACCGUCUCUACCCACCCCGGACAGAUUCGAAUUCCCCUAUGCUAAACCCUAUGAUAUUCAAGUGGAGCUCAUGCGCACCGUGUUCAGGGCGUUGGAAGAUGGCAAGAUAGCCAUUGUAGAAUCCCCCACUGGGACAGGCAAAAGUUUGACUUUACUCACUGCUACUCUCACCUGGCUUAGGGCCCAUGAAGAAAGAGCCAAUAAAGAAGUCGAAGAAUCCCUUAGGACGAAACUACAGGCGGAAGAUCCGGAUGAUCCACCAUGGGUUAUAGAACACGCACUUAAAGCCUCUCUGGACACUCAUCGUGCAGCUCAAUCUCAACGUCUGGCCAGACUCGUAGCCGUUCGAAAGAAAGAACGUCAACAACGGCUUGCUUCCGCCACGGGAGCUUUUCGUUCUCGUCAAUCGAAGAAAGUCAAAGUUGAAUCAUCAGAGUCUAAUGUGGAAGAGGAGAAGGAUGAGGAAUUCUUACCUGAGGACAACGAGGUGAAUGGUGGUGAGGGGGAGUAUUUGAGUGUAGAGAUAUACUUCGCAUCCAGAACCCACACCCAACUUCGUCAACUCACUUCCGAACUCCUAAAAACUACAUUUGUUCCUUCUUCUUCGGAUACGCCGGAUUCUGAAGGUGACACACAUGGGAUCAGUAUGGUCCCCCUCGGCUCGAGGAAACAGUUAUGUAUCAAUGAUAAAGUCCGCGCGUUGGCAAGAAACGGGGGUGAUGAGAGGAUGAAUGAGGCUUGUUUAGAUAUGCAAAAGUCGAGUGAAUGCGAGUUCCUCCCCAAAUCCGAGGACGUCGCGAUGUUGGAUGCAAGGGAUGCGGUCCUUGCCGAAGUCCGAGAUAUCGAAGAUAUCGUCCAGAUGGGUCGGAAAUGUGGCGUGUGUCCUUAUUAUUCGACCAGGCGAGCUGUGAAACAAGCACAGCUCGUGACUUUACCGUAUAAUCUCCUCUUGCAAAAGAACGCCAGGGAGGCUCUAGACAUUGACCUGAAAGGUCAAGUUGUUGUCAUUGAUGAGGCCCACAACCUAAUAGAUACUAUCCUCUCCAUCCAUUCAACCACCCUAACGCAUCAUCACCUAACCUCUGCCAUAUCUCAACUCCAACAAUACCUCUCACGGUUCAAAACCCGACUGAAACCCAUACACACUUUAUGGAUACGUCAGACGCUCUCCGUUCUUACAGGUUUAUCAAAAGUUUGUCUAUCCUUCUCCACCGCCACCCCUUCCUCUUCGAACUCAUCACAAAACAAGUCCAGGUCGGAAAUGAUGGAUGUCAACACUUUCAUGGCCCGUGCGGGCGGUUCGACUGACCAAGUGAAUCUUAUGGACCUCGUUCGGUAUUUGAAAGAAAGUAAGUUGGCUAGGAAGGUCAGCGGAUUCGCAGAGAAGGUAGAAGAGGCUUCCAAGAAGCGAAACAAGGGUGAAAGAUCAGAUGUACGAACGAGACAUGCGGCUAUAGCUGCUUUUCAUCUGGUUGAAAGUUUCUUGUUGAGUUUGACAGAUGCAAAAGAUGAUGGGAGGGUGAUCUUAUCGGAUGAAGGGGGGAAAUUGGAGUUGAGGUAUAUCUUACUCAACCCUGCUGAAAGAUUUAGAGAGGUUGUGGAACAGGCCAGGAGUGUGGUAUUGGCUGGGGGUACGAUGGAACCUAUAAACGACUUUCUACGUCAAUUAUUCCCCUUCGUGACCCCUUCCCGAAUAAUCACUCUCUCAUGCUCGCAUGUCAUUCCAAAGUCUAAUCUCCUCACUCAAGUAGUGUCCUGUGGUCCGAGGAAGAUAGAAUUGGAGUUUAAAUAUUCCAACCGGUCUGAUGAUUCUUUACUCGCCGAACUUGGCUCCGUCAUUCUCUCCACAGUCGGACUAGUCCCCGAUGGCAUAGUGGUCUUCUUACCUUCUUAUUCCUUUUUAGAUAAAAUCAAACACACCUGGACCGCCGUGUUACCCAAGUUGGCCGAGAAGAAACAUGUAUUCUACGAACCCCAAACGUCUGGGGAAGUGGAGACUGUCUUAAGGGAUUAUUCUUUGGCCAUAUCAACUGUCAGUCCUCCAGGUAUAGGAGAUAAACGUAAAGGUGCACUCUUGUUCGCUGUGGUUGGUGGCAAGUUGUCAGAGGGUAUAAACUUUUCAGACAGAUUAGGAAGAUGUGUCAUCAUGGUCGGAUUACCAUUUGCCAAUAUUGCCAGUGUAGAGUUGAGUGAGAGAAUGAAAUACGUUUCUGGUUUACCUGGUGCUGGACCUGAUGCUUCGAAAGAAUUGUACGAGAAUUUAUGUAUGAGAGCGGUAAACCAAUCCAUCGGUCGAGCGAUACGUCACGCAAACGAUUACGCCUGUAUUUUACUAGUUGAUAAACGAUACGCUUCACAACGGAUCCGACGUAAGUUGCCUAAAUGGAUAAGGGAGGAUGUCCAAGUUCCUCCGGAUUGGGCUGGGGUCGCACGUGGUUUGGCGGGGUUUUUCAGGGAGAAACGAGAACGGGAAGGGUUUGUUUUGGGAUCAUAA